CGAUGCCCCCACAUCUGACAGCUUGGCCUUCUGAUCUCAUUUGUCUUGUGGCGCCGGGAACUCCCGACCGUUUCCUCUACCUCCUUCUCAGUAACGUUUACAACAUCCUAGCUGGCAGAGCUACACCAGGCUUCCCUGCGCUGGGGGGAACCUCUGCUCUUUCUCCGUGCCUCCACCGGAUUGCAAGGGACCGAAAAUCACGUCCAUUUCUUGGAUUCGCCUGCUAAACUCGGUCGCUGAAGAUCCCUGCGAAGGAUUCUGAAGAUUUUUUUGGGUGGGGGCAAUUAGGCAUCGUGGAAACCAACUUGUCACCUCCGAACCUGGAUGAUGAAGAAAUCCCCGUUUGUCUUGGAGACGGAUGAUGGCCUUGGAGAGGAUCCGAACGCAGCCGCGAAGGGGUCAGCUGGGGAGGGGCAUGGACCGCCACCCUUGGAGACCCCUUUCCAGAAGGAAGCCCCUCCCUCCCCCCGGAUUCGGGUGAAUCUGAAUUACCGGUCGGGACUCAUCACACCGGACGAAGCAAAUCGCUUCAACAGGGACCGUAUUUUUCAAGCCGUGGUUGCGGGAGAUCCUGAACCGCUUAACGGCCUAAGCGAUUAUCUGCGGAAAACGUCCAGCUUUCUCACGGACACUAAAUAUAGAGAUGGGAAGACAGGCAAGACCUGUUUGAUGAAGGCCUUGCUCCAUUUGAAAGACGGGCAGAACCCCACCAUCUCUGAGCUCUUGAAGAUAGACAAGGAGACCCAGAACCCCAAGUCUUUGGUCAACGCCGCUUGCACAGACAGCUACUACAAAGGCCACACAGCCCUCCACAUUGCCAUUGAGAAGAGGAACUUAGAUCUUGUGAAGAUGUUGGUGGAGAACGAGGCUGAUGUCCACGUCAAGGCUUCUGGCUGUUUCUUCCAGCCGCACCGCAAAGGGGCCUACUUUUAUUUUGGUGAACUUCCUCUCUCCUUGGCCGCUUGUACCAACCAGCCAGAGGUGGUCAUGUACCUCCUGGAUAACCCUCACCAGAAGGCCAGGCUGACCGAACAGGAUUCCAUGGGCAACACCGUCCUCCAUGCGCUGGUGAUGGUGGCCAAUGACACGGAGAAGAACACCGAGCUCGUGGUUUACAUGUACGACAUGAUCCUGAUGAGAGGGGCCGAGAUUGACCGUAAAUGCAAAUUGGAAGAGAUUGUCAACCGGAAAGAGCUGACCCCUUUGAAGCUGGCUGCCAAGACUGGGAAAGUCGAGAUCCUCAAGCACAUGCUCCACCGAGAGAUGAAGGACCCCAAGUUCCAGCACCUUUCGCGCAAGUUCACCGAGUGGACCUAUGGUCCCAUCCACGUCUCCCUCUACGACUUGACCUCUGUCGACAGCUGUGAAGAGAACUCAGUGCUGGAAAUCCUGGCCUACAGCAGCAACACUCCAAACCGAUACAAAAUGGUGGCCCUGGAGCCUUUGAACAAGCUACUUCAGCACAAGUGGGAAUCCUUCAUUAGAAAAAGGUUUUUCUUCAGUUUAUUCAUCCACCUGAUUUUCAUGCUCAUCUACACAGGCACUGCUUAUUACCGGCCCCUAAAUGGUGAGUCUCUUGUUCCAACAACAGUGACAUUCCAGAACUUACUAAGACUUCUUGGAGCCGUGAUCAUUUUAAUUGGUGGCAUUUAUCUCUUCGUUGCUCAGUGUUUUUACUUCUGGAGGAGGCGCUUCUCUUGGAAAAGUCUUCUAGUGGACAGUUGCUUCGAGAUAUUCCUGUUUGUGCAGGCGCUCGCCAUCCUGGCCUCGUCCGUGAUGUUCUUUGCAAACACGGAAAAAUACGUGUUACCCAUGGUGUUCGCCUUGCUUUUGGGCUGGGUGAACAUGCUCUAUUACACCCGCGGUCUCCAGCAGACGGGAAUCUACAUCGUGAUGAUCCAGAAGGCCAUCUUGAGGGACCUUAUGCACUUCCUGAUGGUUUAUGUGAUCUUCCUCUUUGGCUUUGCAACAGCUCUCAUCAUUCUCACCGGGGGCGCUUCCCACUCAGCCCGCAACGCGUCUCACCCGCUCAGCGACGACUCUAAAGACGAGGCCGUGUAUUCAGGGCUAUUUCAGACUGCCCUGCUGCUCUUCAGGUUCACCAUUGGAAUGGGCGACCUGGAGUACAACGAGAAUGUCAAGUACAGCGACAUUGCGAUGCUGUUGGUCCUCCUUUUUGUCAUCUUGACUUACAUCCUCUUGCUCAACAUGCUGAUUGCUCUGAUGAACGAAACGGUCACCAAAGUCUCCGAUUACAGCCAGAGCGUCUGGCAGUUGCAGAGAGCCAUCGCUAUCCUGGAGAUAGAGAAAAACUGGAUUUGGUGCUGGAGAAAGGCCCAGAGAGCCGGCUGUUACCUCUCCAUCGGCUCUGAGGACAAGGAAGACCAGAAGAGGUGGUUUUUUCGAGUAGAAGAAGUAAACUGGGAAGACUGGAAUGAAAAACUCGACGUCCUCCGGGAAGACCCCGUGGGAUCUAACCUCCUGGAGAAAGACUCCUCUUCCGAGUCGAAACUACGGGACUGGUUGGCUCGGGCAAGGUCUCGCUUCUCUUCAUUGGUGGAGGAAGAGGAAGAGCGGGUGUCGCUGCACAACUUAAGACCUUAGGAAGAGAGGAAUCCCACCCCCCCAGAAGGAAGGAUGGAUGGACAGAUGGAGGGGCGUCUCAGCCACAAAAGGACCCGCCACAACUACUCUCUGGGGGAAAAGCAAGGGUGGGAUUUGGUGCCUUUGGGAAGGAUUCUGCCCCCCCCCCGUCACAAUUGAGGCAGCUCAUAAGUUGUCUGAGAGGGAAACCCAACAGAGUUUAGCCCUUCUCCUUCUCCUUCUCCUCCCCUCCCUCCUUCCCCUCCCAUUCCUCCUCC
Molecule: messenger RNA, 2861 nt
Organism: Ahaetulla prasina
Lineage: Eukaryota; Metazoa; Chordata; Lepidosauria; Squamata; Colubridae
Product: transient receptor potential cation channel subfamily V member 2-like
Exons: 16
Coding region: 325-2604 (759 amino acids)
Biological process (GO): calcium ion import across plasma membrane
Cellular component (GO): membrane
Molecular function (GO): protein binding; calcium channel activity
Source: RefSeq, a predicted model, not a curated record